This is a messenger RNA of Leptosia nina, 543 nucleotides long. The record is from the annotation of a GenBank genome assembly. Lineage: Eukaryota; Metazoa; Arthropoda; Insecta; Lepidoptera; Pieridae.
AUGCAGAGAAAUUUUAAAGUAAUACAACCGAUGGUACUUUUAGCCGACUGCGCACAUCCGCGACUAAUCGAGCGGCAAAUCCACGAAGGCUUUAUAAAUAAUUCAGGCCCUCUGUAUUAUGUUAAGUGGGGGUCUCCAAGUUUAGAGAUGCUUUUGACUCCUCUUCAGUUAAUGAACCUCUCUACGAUACUUCAUUUGCGGAGCUCUUACCUUAAGAUUUUCGGUAUGAAAGCCUUGAGUUGUACCUAUCUUAAACGCCAAACAGCAGAAGAACGAGAAGCUGAACGUCAAGCAGCAAAUCGCUUGAUGUUGUCGCUUCAAGCGGAAGCGUUAAGCAAGGGCUACAUGCCGGAACCACCGUCUGCUGGAGCGCUUUCAGCGCUGCAUUAUCAGCAGAAUCCAGCUCCUCAACCUGCAUCCAACACAGCAUUAAGCGCUUUACAAAAUUUACAGCCAUGGGCUGGGACCCACGGCACCUUCUUGAACGCACAAAAUACAGCGCCGGCAGCGCAUCCGCCACCGGUUGCGUCGCCAAUUUGUUGA